GCGGGUAGCCAGGAGUAACGCUAGCCGAUGGAUGAGCGGGUAUCGGACUUGUUUGGCUCGGGAAAUGGACACUGCUCUGGGUCUCAAGCGGCCAACUUCAAACCGGGAAACGGUUAUGGGGUAGCCUCGAAAAAAGCCUGUGUUAAGAACAACAAGAAAUCCAAGGCUCGGUUCGCUCGCAACUUCAAACCAAGCAAUAACACCCCGUAUCUACCUCCGGAGGCUGAAGAGGGAAAUAUAGAGUACAAGCUGAAGCUGGUGAGUCCCACACAAUACCGCUUUGAGCACCUAGCAACACAGAUGAAAUGGCGUCUGCAGGAGGGUCGAGGUGAAGCUGUCUAUCAAAUAGGGGUUGAGGACAAUGGCAUGCUGGUGGGACUAUCAGAGGAAGAUAUGAGGGCAUCACUGAAGACCCUCCAUAAACUGGCAGAGAAAGUUGGAGCUGAUAUCACCGUUUUAAGACAGCGAGAGGUAGACUAUGACUCUGAUGUUCCUCGUAAGAUUGCCGAGGUUCUCAUUCGUAAGGUGCCAGAUGACCAGCAGUUCUUGGACCUACGUGUAGCUGUGCUGGGUAACGUGGACUCUGGCAAGUCCACUCUGUUAGGUGUGUUAACACAGGGGGAGCUUGACAAUGGCCGGGGCAGAGCGAGGCUCAACCUCUUCAGACAUCUUCACGAGAUUCAAUCGGGACGCACUUCGAGCAUCAGCUUUGAGAUCCUUGGCUUCAAUAGUAAAGGAGAGGUUGUGAAUUACAGUGAGUCUCGAACAGCAGAGGAGAUUUGUGAGAGUGCCUCUAAAAUGAUCACAUUCAUUGAUCUGGCGGGUCACCACAAGUACCUGAAGACCACCAUCUUUGGCCUCACCAGCUAUUGUCCAGAUUUCGCUAUGCUGGUCGUCAGCGCAAAUACUGGCAUUGCUGGUACCACCCGAGAGCAUCUUGGUCUUGCCAUGGCCCUGAAGGUUCCCAUCUUCAUUGUGAUAAGUAAGGUGGACCUCUGCACUCGGGCCACAGUGGAGCGCACGGUGCGGCAGUUGGAGCGCGUCCUGAAGCAGCCGGGCUGCAACAAGGUGCCCAUGGUCGUAAGCAGCACAGAUGAUGCUGUCACGGCGGCACAGCAGUUCGCCCAGUCACCAAGCAUCACACCCAUCUUCACCUUGUCCAGUGUGUCUGGAGAGAGUCUAGACUUGCUCAAGGUCUUCUUCAACAUCAUCCCUCCUCUCAGCAACAGCAAGGAGCAGGAGGAGCUAAUGCAACAGCUAACUGAGUUUCAGGUGGAUGAGAUCUACACAGUCCCAGAGGUGGGGACAGUGGUGGGAGGUACCCUGUACAGUGGGAUUUGCCGUGAGGGAGAUGAUCUGGUGGUUGGGCCCACAGACUCCGGCCAGUUCCACAAGUUAACCGUCGGAAGCAUCCAAAGAAACCGCUCUGGAUGCAGGGUGCUCAGAGCUGGCCAGGCUGCCACACUCGCCCUAGGCAACUUUGACCGGUCGCUACUACGCAAGGGCAUGGUGAUGGUGAGUCCGGAGAUGGAUCCUACAAUCUGCUGGAUGUUUGAGGCUGAGAUUGUGUUGCUCUUUCAUGCCAAGACCUUCCACAAGGGCUUUCAGGUUACUGUGCACAUAGGCAAUGUGAGACAGACUGCCACUGUGGAAGCUGUGUAUGGCAAGGAGGAGCUGAGAACUGGGGAGAAAGCAGUGGUUCUCUUCAAGUUCAUCAAACACCCAGAAUAUCUGAAGGUAGGAGCGAAGGUGCUCUUUAGACAGGGUGUGACCAAAGGUAUCGGCCAUGUCACCAAGUUGCAACCAAUCGCCCAGUACCUACCAUCACAAAGCGAGGACGAGGAAACCUGAAAUUUGUCAAAGAACCACAACAGAAAACACCAUCCCUCCAAUAAAUGAGGUGCUUUACUUAACCUCUUGUUUUCUCCAAAGAACACCCUCAUCCCUGCACAGUAAAACCCUCUAAGAGGAUUUUGUUGUUUUACUACCCUUUUCCAAAGCCUUGUUGCCACCAUUGUCCCCCUUUUUUUUUUUUUUUACUCUUAGGCAUUUUAUAAACCGCUGUUACUCAAGUCUGUUUUCUGGCUUUGGAUUUUAAAGUGUUGCUUUAAAUGGUACUGGUAAGAGUAAACCUCUUAGCCCCCUACUCAUCAUAUUCACAAAGCAACAUCUACUAAAGUUAUCCAUCAACUGUCAAAAACACAUAGUUGCAAUGCAUGCAUUAGUAAGUAUGUUCAAGUGCUACUUACACCUGAAUGCACUCCUAACACGUUUAAAAAUGGAUGCACACACAGACUUGCACUAAACAUAAAAGCCAGUAUUGAUAUACCUUUGGCAGGAAAUCGUUUACAACAGUUGCAGGUAUGACAUACUUGAACAUGAGAGUGUAACAUGUAUCAAAAACAUCACUACUUUCAUAGUGACGCAACAACUUGUUACCAACACAGUGCCUGAGCUCAGUUGUCUUAUAUUAAACCAACUCUCUGAAAACAACUAAUGGAGAACAUGGAAAAACAGUAAAAGUAAUGAGAUACUGUUGUGGUUCUCAGACAGUUUGUUAGUUGAAUUUAAGCCAGAUCAUGUUUAAGCUAUUAUGCUGAUAGGGCACUUUGGAAAAUGUAAAGGAGAGCAUUACAAAGUAUGCAAAGCUAGACUCAACCUGCCAAGAUAUAUCACAUUUUAACUGGUUUUAUGUAAUAAAGUUUGUGAGAAUUAUGUUCUUUAGUCACAAAUGAUGCCUCACGAUAGUGUAGUGAAAUUGCUAUCUAUCUUUCAAGUGCUUUAGUUACUCAGGUCCAUCUAGAUAAUGGUGAUAGACAGCAUUCCUCUCUCACAUGACUCCUCCUAUGGAGGUUUCUAUUUGAACUGGGUGUUCCUCCCAAAGCGACAUUCAGCAACAGUGUUUCCCAGCAAUUUUGUCGGAGGAGCUUGAUGUCAUCUCCUCACUUAUGUUACUGAUGUCACUAACUUUGAAGGGGUUUAACACAGUGCCUAGUGGAACUACUUUUUAUGUAGCUUUCCAUUACAACCCAAAGUUUUACAACCUUAAUUAUGUUGGUGCUACUCUGUAAAACAUUUUGUUGAUAUGAGAUGCUACUGUCUGUUUGAGGCUGGUUUUGGCCUCAUUGUCUGUCUUAUUAUAGCAUGUUGGUGUGAUUUAUAGAAGUUGAUGUCCCACUGACACAAGUGAUAGAAAAGACAACAGCAAUGUGUGCCCUGUUUUGUUGCACCCACGUUGAUAUGCACAGUUUGUGUGUUAAAUCAAAGAGAGAAAAACUAAGAAUGCAAUUCAACCAAAUCAUUUUCUAUUCUUUAUGAAGUCUUUAUCAGGUGUUUGUUUUAAUACACCUAAGAAUAUUUUAUAGAUUUCUAGUUGCAGAUUUUACUAUUCAUUUUAACAGUUUUCACUGACAGCCUUCUUUAUUACAUCAACUCUUGUUCACUGUUUUGAAAUCACCUUUCAGAUAUUUUUGCCUUUUAAUAGAAUAUGUAAUAUGUUAAUUGUUUGGGUGAAAUGCAAUAUUUAUGUACAGAUCCAAUUUGUCUGUCUUGGUGAACAUGAAUAAAACUUUGUCUCUUUA
This is a messenger RNA of Labrus mixtus (cuckoo wrasse), 3581 nucleotides long. It is a transcript of the gene gtpbp2a, whose product is annotated as GTP binding protein 2a. The transcript has 13 exons. Gene Ontology annotation, biological process: translational elongation. Gene Ontology annotation, molecular function: translation elongation factor activity; GTPase activity; GTP binding. NCBI's taxonomy places the organism in Eukaryota, Metazoa, Chordata, Actinopteri, Labriformes, Labridae. The record is from RefSeq and is a predicted model, not a curated record. Bases 28 to 1851 code for a protein of 607 amino acids.